AUGCAAGUUUUAUCGCUGGCAAUGCCCCGAACUGGGACAGUGACAAUGCAAGCCGCGCUGGAGAUUCUGGGCUGCAAGCCCACCUAUCACGGAUACACACCACUCUAUAACAUCGAUGAGUGCGCCAAAUGGAUCUGCGCUUUCGACGCGAAAUAUCACAAUCGCGGUCCGCUAUUCACUCGAGAAGACUGGGAUGAUUUGCUGGGCAAUUACCAGGCCGUGACGGACUCACCGGCCAUCUGCUUCGCGGAAGAACUCAUCAAGGCUUACCCCGAAGCAAAAGUCGUGCUUGUGGAACGAAACAUAGAGAGCUGGUACCAAAGUUUCGAUGGCAUGAUUCAGGAGAUGUAUAAUCCUAUGAUCCAUGUCCUACGGCUCCUCGAUCCACAGGUCCUCGGACCUACCGCCACUAUGUUCAACUAUGUCUACAAAGACCGCAGGGGAUUCUGCCGGACUGAUAACAAGGACGAGCUGCAACAUACCGCGAGAACGCUGUACAGAGAACAUUAUGCACAUGUCAGGAGGGUUUGUCCGAAGGAUAGAUUGCUAGACUUCAGGCUUGAAGACGGCUGGGGCCCGUUGUGCGAGUUUCUCGGCAAGGAGAAGCCCGAUGUGCCAUUUCCGAGACUCAACGAGGGUGCUGCGUUGGCGGAAAGGUUCAAGGAGUUCCAGAAGCGCAGUAUGCUGCUUGUGUUGAGAAAUCUGACGCUUGUUGGUGUGUCCGCGUGGGUAGUUCUGCUUGCGGUGGGAUGGGCGAGGCGAUAG
This is a messenger RNA of Letharia columbiana, 765 nucleotides long. RefSeq lists its product as uncharacterized. Lineage: Eukaryota; Fungi; Ascomycota; Lecanoromycetes; Lecanorales; Parmeliaceae. The transcript has 2 exons. The record is from RefSeq and is a predicted model, not a curated record. Bases 1 to 765 code for a protein of 254 amino acids.